AUGUAUGUGAAAUGGUUUCAUACAGUAAUGUUUUACUAUGUGAUUUUAGUGAAUUUAAUGAAUGUCACAUUUUGUCAUUUUCAAAUUUCCCGCCGGUUCCGUCCCCCGUACGUCCUGACGCUCGCAGGGGACGGAACCCAGAUGACAGAUGCCGGAAUCGGCCGGAUUACAUUGCCAGGGACACUGCAGGAGGGACAUCACGGGAGCGCAGGACAAGGUAAGUGAAGAACAGAUCCCGGAGCAGCGCCGCAUGGUAAGCCCGAGUGUAGCUCGGGGUUACCGCUUGUGCUACACUCGGGAAUACUGCCAGGAAGGCUAC
Messenger RNA from Staurois parvus, 319 nucleotides. NCBI's taxonomy places the organism in Eukaryota, Metazoa, Chordata, Amphibia, Anura, Ranidae. The record is from the annotation of a GenBank genome assembly.